AUGUUGUCCGAUAAGGAAUUAUUUGAGUUGAACAAGAAGGCGGUGACCGAAGGGUUCAAGGUUAAGCCUCGGAUUAACUAUAACACCGUUCAAGGGGUCAAUGGACCAUUAGUUAUCUUAGAUAAUGUCAAGUUCCCUCGUUAUAAUGAGAUUGUCAAUUUGACCUUACCAGAUGGAUCUGUUAGAGCAGGUCAAGUUUUGGAAGUCAGAGGAUCCAAAGCCAUUGUUCAAGUGUUUGAAGGCACAAGUGGUAUUGAUGUUAAAAAGACCAGGGUUGAGUUCACUGGCCAAAACUUAAAGAUCCCUGUUUCUGAAGAUAUGUUGGGUAGAAUCUUUGAUGGUUCCGGUAGACCAAUUGAUAAGGGUCCCAAGAUUUUUGCUGAAGAUUAUUUGGAUAUCAAUGGAUCUCCUAUUAACCCAUUUGCUCGUAUUUAUCCUGAAGAAAUGAUUCUGACAGGGAUCUCUACCAUUGAUACUAUGAAUUCAAUUGCUAGAGGUCAAAAGAUUCCUAUUUUCUCUGCUUCUGGGUUACCUCAUAAUGAAAUCGCCGCUCAAAUUUGUAGACAAGCUGGUUUGGUUAGACCCACCAAAGAUGUCCACGAUGGUCAUGAAGAAAACUUCUCGAUUGUGUUUGCUGCUAUGGGUGUCAACUUGGAAACCUCCAGAUUCUUCAAGCAAGAUUUCGAAGAAAAUGGAUCCUUGGAAAGAACUACCUUGUUUUUGAACUUGGCCAAUGAUCCUACCAUUGAAAGAAUCAUUACUCCUCGUUUGGCUUUGACUACAGCCGAAUAUUUGGCUUAUCAAACCGAAAGACACGUGUUGACUAUCUUAACCGAUAUGUCUUCAUAUGCGGAUGCCUUGAGAGAAAUCUCUGCUGCCAGAGAAGAAGUCCCCGGUAGAAGAGGUUAUCCUGGUUAUAUGUAUACCGAUUUAUCUACCAUUUAUGAAAGAGCUGGUAGAGUUGAAGGUAGAAAUGGGUCCAUUACUCAAAUUCCUAUUUUAACCAUGCCUAAUGAUGAUAUUACCCAUCCAAUUCCUGAUUUGACUGGUUAUAUCACCGAAGGUCAAAUUUUUGUCGAUAGACAAUUGCAUAACAGAGGUAUCUAUCCUCCAAUCAACGUGUUGCCCUCCUUAUCUCGUUUGAUGAAAUCAGCCAUUGGUGAAGGUAUGACCCGUAAGGAUCAUGGGGAUGUUUCCAACCAAUUGUAUGCCAAAUACGCCAUUGGUAGAGAUGCUGCUGCCAUGAAGUCUGUUGUUGGUGAAGAAGCCUUAUCAACUGAAGAUAAAUUAUCAUUGGAGUUCUUGGAAAAGUUUGAAAAAACCUUUGUGUCCCAAGGUGCUUAUGAAGACAGAUCCAUCUUUGAAUCUUUGGAUCAAGCUUGGUCUUUAUUGAGAAUCUACCCUAAGGAGUUGUUGAACAGAAUUAGUCCAAAAAUAUUGGGUGAAUUCUACGAUAGGGCAAGAGAAGCCGAGGAUGAAGAAGACGAUGAUAAUGAAGAUCAAAAUCAAGAUAAGAAUGGUGAUUUGAUUGACGCUUAA
Messenger RNA from Lizanozyma spartinae, 1539 nucleotides. It is a transcript of the gene VMA2, whose product is annotated as H(+)-transporting V1 sector ATPase subunit B. Gene Ontology annotation, cellular component: proton-transporting V-type ATPase, V1 domain. Gene Ontology annotation, molecular function: ATP binding; proton-transporting ATPase activity, rotational mechanism. NCBI's taxonomy places the organism in Eukaryota, Fungi, Ascomycota, Pichiomycetes, Serinales, Debaryomycetaceae. The transcript has a single exon. Bases 1 to 1539 code for a protein of 512 amino acids. Gene Ontology annotation, biological process: proton transmembrane transport; ATP metabolic process. The record is from RefSeq and is a predicted model, not a curated record.